AUGGUUCUCAAUAUUGAGGCCGAGUCGCCUCACAACACAUUCGACACUAUCCUGGUUCUCGACUUUGGAUCUCAAACGAGCCAUCUGAUCCUCCGCCGUCUUCGUUCUCUCGGUGUCUUCGCUGAGCUGCUCCCCUGCACCACUAAGAUCGCGGAUUUGACUUGGAAACCCAAGGGAAUUGUGUUCUCUGGAGGUCCUGCUUCUGUUUACGACAAUGGCUCGCCCCAUGUCGACCCCGCUGUUUUUGACCUGAACGUCCCUAUUCUUGGUAUUUGCUACGGUUGCCAGGAGAUCGCAUGGCGCAUUGACUCGAAGAAUGUUGCCCGUGGAGAGGCACGAGAGUAUGGUCACGCCGAUGUGAACAUCACCAAGGUUAACGACAGCGUCGAUCGUCUCUUCGCUGGCUUGGGCGAUGCCAUUCCUGUUUUCAUGUCCCACUUUGACAAGCUCAUCAGCCUGCCUACGGACUUUGUGGUCAUUGGUGCUACCACCAACUCGGAGUAUGCUAGCAUCGCUCACAAGGAGAAGCCUAUCUUUGGCGUUCAAUUCCACCCCGAACUUGAACACACUCCCCGCGGAACCGAUAUCCUGCGUAACUUCAGUGUUGAUAUCUGUGGCGCUCAGGCGAACUGGAAGAUGGGCGACUUUGCUCAACUCGAGAUCGCUCGUAUCCAGCAGCUCGUUGGUGACCGAUCUCUUGUGAUCGGCGCGGUUAGUGGUGGUGUGGACAGCACAGUUGCAGCGGCGUUGCUCAAGGCUGCCAUUGGCUCAAGAUUUAAGGCUGUCCUCGUCGACACAGGCUGCAUGCGUCUUAAUGAGUGCGAGCAGGUUAAGCAAACUCUCGGAGAACACCUUGGCAUUGACCUCACUGUUGUCGAUGCUGGUGAGCUGUUCAUGAGCCGUCUUGCAGGUGUUGCUGACCCGGAAAAGAAGCGGAAGAUUAUUGGAUCUACUUUUAUCGAUCUGUUCGAGAAAGAGGCUAUCAGAAUCGAGAAGGAAGCAGAGAGCACCCCCAACUCUGGCAAGGUGGAAUGGUUUUUGCAGGGCACUUUGUACCCUGACGUUAUCGAGUCUUUGAGCUUCCGUGGACCUUCCGCCACUAUCAAGACUCACCACAAUGUCGGCGGUCUGCCUGAGCGUAUGAUGAACGGCCAAGGCUUGCGCCUUAUUGAGCCGCUCAGACUUCUGUUCAAGGAUGAAGUCAGAGCGAUUGGCCGUCAGCUCGGUAUUCACGAGUCGCUGGUGAACCGACACCCCUUCCCCGGUCCUGGCAUCGCUAUCCGCAUUCUCGGCGACGUCACACAGGAGCGUGUCGAGAUCGCCCGUAAGGCCGACCACAUUUUCAUCACUAAGAUCAAGGAGGCAGGUCUUUACGACCAGAUCUCUCAAGCGUUUGCUGGUCUUGAUACCAACCGCAGUGUUGGUGUUUUCGGUGAUCAGCGUGUUUGGGGCUACAUCAUCAUUCUCCGCGCUGUUCAAACCAAGGAUUUCAUGAGCGCCGAUAUCUUUGACUUCAGCACUGAGUUCCUCAAGGAUGUGUCACGUACUAUUUGCAACCAGGUUGAGGGCGUGGCCCGUGUCACUUAUGAUUUAACCUCAAAGCCUCCUGGCACCAUUGAGCUUGAAUAG
Penicillium waksmanii is the source of this 1629-nucleotide messenger RNA. It is a transcript of the gene gua1, whose product is annotated as GMP synthase (glutamine-hydrolyzing). Gene Ontology annotation, cellular component: cytosol. Gene Ontology annotation, biological process: GMP biosynthetic process. NCBI's taxonomy places the organism in Eukaryota, Fungi, Ascomycota, Eurotiomycetes, Eurotiales, Aspergillaceae. The coding region runs from base 1 to 1629 and encodes 542 amino acids. The transcript has 14 exons. Gene Ontology annotation, molecular function: ATP binding; GMP synthase (glutamine-hydrolyzing) activity; GMP synthase activity. The record is from RefSeq and is a predicted model, not a curated record.